This is a messenger RNA of Cordyceps militaris CM01, 1773 nucleotides long. Its product is annotated as Fungal transcriptional regulatory protein. The coding region runs from base 1 to 1773 and encodes 590 amino acids. The transcript is spliced from 4 exons. Gene Ontology annotation, biological process: regulation of DNA-templated transcription. The record is from RefSeq and is a predicted model, not a curated record. NCBI's taxonomy places the organism in Eukaryota, Fungi, Ascomycota, Sordariomycetes, Hypocreales, Cordycipitaceae. Gene Ontology annotation, molecular function: DNA-binding transcription factor activity, RNA polymerase II-specific; zinc ion binding.
AUGGUGUACAACGGCAUUCCGUCCCGCGGCUGCUAUCUCUGCAGGUCCCGCAAGAUCAAGUGCGACGAGACCAAGCCCUUCUGCAAUCGUUGCCGCAAGAGCAAACGACAAUGCCCCGGUUAUCCCGUCAUAACAAAAGCUCACUCGCGGCCCUACCCUGACAGUCGCAAGUCUGUGCGGGAAGGGACUGAAAAGUCCAGCGGCUCGUCAUCUAGCGACGAAGAGGAGCAUUUUGCCAACCGUUGGAUGGUCUAUGCUGCAGACAGAGUAGCUACGGCCUCGCACUCAGUGGACUCGACCAUCAAGAUUCCACUGCACGACGCCGCAUCAUGUCACUUCCUGUCCAAUUGGGUCCUACUUUCGCCACAAGGAACCAAUCGAGGGUUUUUUGAAUUCUUGCUACCCAUUCAGAAGAAGGCGACGUCAGGAAGCCCCUUCCACUUGGCCUUUAAGGCUUGCUCCCUCUCAUCUCUUACCCAACAAGGGCUUGACCCUGCGAUUGAGCGGCAGGCCUCUUCAUACUACGUCAAAGCACUGGCUGCAACUUCCGACGCCCUGUCCCGCCCAAGUGUCGCUACAAGUGACUCUACUCUGGCUACCGUGAUGCUCCUUUCCUUGUAUGAAAUACAGUGCGCUAGCGUACACGGCGUUGAGGGAUGGGCCGCCCACACUUCCGGGUCGAUGCAGCUGAUGAACAGCAGAAGUUGGAAAAAGCUCAACACUGAUCUCGGCAUGGGUAUUUUCGUUGCAGUUCGAGUUAACUUGAUUCUACUCGGUUUACUCCAAGGAAAGCCUCCACCAACGGGAUCGGAUUGGUGGGGUAAAGGAACCUUCAAAGACAGAUAUGCCUUGGUUGGACUCCAUCUAUCAACAAUAACGUCCGAGUUGCGACAUCAACUAGACAAGCUUUUGGACCUUGAUUGCGCUACGCUUGACGACUUUGACCAGCUGUCAAACCUUAUGAGGAAAUUUCAAGCGCUCGAGGCGCAAUGCCGCAACUGGCCUGAAACUCUGCCAGACUAUUUCAAAUUCAGUGUUGCUGCGUGGAUCAGCCAUCGUCCACCAGAUCCGGCCAAGGCGGAGGCCCUUUUGGGUCCCAUCCACAGCUAUCGAGGUCCAUGGGUGGGAGCCAUCUGGAAUAUGGUGCGAACUUCGCGAAUAAUCUUGAUCAACUCGAUACUACGGUGUUCUGCCCUCAUACACGAACGCACCGAUGUGCAAACGCUCCCGGAACACUCCAGCAUGGCGCAAUUAUAUAUCGACGUCAUUCACGAGGCUGUAGCAGGGGUGCCAUAUCAACUUGGCUGGUUCAAGAAUCGCACAGCUCUGCUACCGACCAUGCCCAGUUACGCGUGUGGGCAGAACGGAGCCCAGAGCCGACUUGCAUCAUUUCUUGCCAUGUUUCCAUUGACAAACAUACGAGAUCACGACUUUGCUACGGAUGACCAGCGCGCAUUCGCUGAGGGCCGACUGCAAUAUAUGGCGUAUGGCCUUGGUCUACGCAGCGCAGCGUUUGUUGAGUCCAAAGGACGAAUGCCUUCCGCCAUCAUAUUACAGGACUAUGACUCACGAAGUGCCAGGCAGUGGCGAUACCUUAGGUCGCAAGUCACUAAAGCCGCCGUGGCUGAACCAUUCGAAGACGUGCCGAUUGGCAGUCUACCGGCUGCGCCUACAGCUGAGGUUGCCGAGGACCGUAAACCGACCCUGGAGAGUUUGGAGCUACCCAUUCACCCAGGGUCUCCAUUCCCCAAAUCGGCACAGUUGCAUGACUGA